Molecule: messenger RNA, 2646 nt
Organism: Trichoplax adhaerens
Lineage: Eukaryota; Metazoa; Placozoa; Uniplacotomia; Trichoplacea; Trichoplacidae
Exons: 2
Coding region: 1-2646 (881 amino acids)
Biological process (GO): G protein-coupled glutamate receptor signaling pathway; regulation of synaptic transmission, glutamatergic
Cellular component (GO): membrane
Molecular function (GO): adenylate cyclase inhibiting G protein-coupled glutamate receptor activity
Source: RefSeq, a predicted model, not a curated record
AUGGUAGCCACAGCUCAAAAAAAUUGCUAUAUUUACGCGAUACUCUUUGCAUCCAUAUUAUCACAUAGUAUUUGCAAUGCUCAAAAGACAUUAUUUAGCGUCUUAGAACAACAACAAACUCAAAACGCUGUCAUGAUAAGUACUAAUGGUGAUGCAAUAAUAGCUGGCCUUCUACCAGCUCAUUAUAAUUACGAAGAUGGCAAGCAUAAAUGCUCUGAACUCGAUACUUAUGGAAUCCAUCUUAUGAUGGCCAUGAUAUUUGCUAUUAACGAUAUCAACGAGCAAUCUAAUCUUUUACCUGAUGUGAAACUAGGCUAUGAUAUACGAGAUACAUGUCAUAAUAGUUUGCGUGUAUCUAAAGAGAUUAUGGCAUUAUUAAUGCAAUACUUACCAUUUAAGGAAGGCAAGUAUGACGGUUUUUUCUGUGAAAAAAUUAAAUAUGAUGAGGCUAACGAAGAAACAGUCAGAACUUAUGGACCUAUUAUUGGUGUUAUUGGCACAACGAUGAGUGAUUCUACCAUUGCCACUGCAAAUACGAUAGGUAAUUUUGGUGUUAUCGAAAUUACUCCAAGUGCUUUGGCCGUUACACAAUCAGACAAUCAACCUCCUAAUUUAUAUUCAACUCAGCCUUCGUUUUAUGAUCAUUUAGUAGUGAUUUCUAAGAUAAUAAUAGCAUUAGACAUGACACGAAUUUGUCUUAUAACUAUUGAACCUCCAGAAACAAGCUACAGAAUGGAUCUACUUAGGACUAUAUUACAAGAUGCCAAAAUUUGUAUCGCCCAGGAAUUCUCCAUUACUGGUGAUCGGAUGUCUUUGGCAAUGGCGCGAGUAAUUCAAAAUUUAAAAGCAAAUAAUAAGCUUCAAGUUGUUGUCUUGCUUGGACCCUAUGAAAAAGGUGUAAGAUUUAUGAAAGAAGCAGAAAGGCAAAAUUUAACUGGUAGAACUUGGAUUGGUGCUGGUGAGUGGGUUAAAUCGCCAGCAAUUUACUCCAUCAGGAAAGAAGUGAUGGGCGGCCUACUGGCUGUAUCAACGCAAACUUUUCGAUCAGUUUUAAUUACAAAGCAUCUUGAGAAUUAUGUUACUAGUGAUACUAGAAAUGUACAUUUAGAUCAGUUAUGGAAAAAAUUAUACAACUGUACGCCAAAUGAAGAAAACUGUGAAGUCAGAUUAGGUAGUUAUGAAAUCAUCGAUGAAAAGAAAUCUUCCUGUGAAUAUUAUCAAUCAGAAUUGAAUGAGGAUAUCAUUUAUGUUAUCGAUGCAGUUUAUGCUAUCGCUCAUGCUCUGCAUCAGACAUUAAAUUGUACUAUUGAAUUUUGCAAUUCCGUUGAAACAUUCAAUCAUACAAUUUUUAAUUAUCACCUUCAACGGGUUGAAUUUAGCAAUCACGCUAACCAGCCGGUGGAAUUUCAGCAAAAUAAAGGCGUACGACAUAUUUUAAUCCAAAAUUUGCAUCAUGACGACAAUUGCUCUCAUUUUGUUGAAGUGGCUAGGUGGAAUCCUUUUGAAAGUGAAAUGAUAAUGGACACUAACAAAAUUCGCUGGCGUAAUGGUGAAAGUACAACUAUCCCUACAGAAGUUUAUGAAACAGCAUGUACUCCUGGAGAUCGCAAACAUAGCUUUGAUCAAGAAUCUUGUUAUUACGUCUGCUUGAAAUGCGGUCCAAGCCUAGUUUCCAAUGGUACUACAUCCCAAUGUUUUAAAUGUUCUCCUGGGUUUAAGCCCACAAAUAAUCGAUCAGCCUGUCAAGAAAUUCCUCCAACAAAACUUGAUUGGCGUAACCCAGUCAAUUUGACAAUUUUAAUUUUUACUCUCCUCUCCAUGUUAACACUUUUAUUUAUUGUCAUCAUUUUUUUCAAGUAUAGUAAUACACCAAUAGUUAAAGCAUCCAACAAGAUUAUGUCCCACAUACAGCUACUUAGCGUUGCCCUACUAUUUAUUCUAGGUGGAUCUUACCAAUUUGCAGUGACAACAAGCCUAUGUUGGUUCCAAUUUGCAAUUUGUAGUGUUUCUUUCCCGUUAUGCGAAGCAUGUUUACUUGCUAAAACCAAACACGUAGCUAAUGUAUUUACCCUUAGCUCACGCAUUCAGAAAGUUGACAAGAGUUCUCGAUUGCAAAGUCGAUGGUGUAAAUCGCUUAUUCCGAUUCUCUUUGUACUUUCUAUUACAGCUAUCCCCAUAAUUAUUUGGUUAAUAUUCACUAUUAUUGAUCCACCAAAUGCUAUACCUGAUUAUCGAUACGAAAAUGAAGUCCAUAUCUUAUGUUCAAGUAAAUUGCAUCUUGGAUUAGGCCUUGUUGUUGGUUUUACAUUAGUCUUGGCAAUAAUUUGCACUAUCUUAGCAUGGAAGACUAGAAAAUUGCCCGAUAACUUCAGUGAAGCUCGCUAUAUCUUUAUUUGUUCUUUUAGCACAUUAGUCAUAGUUGCUUUAAGUGUGCCCGGUUAUUAUAGUACGGUAGGAUUAUUACAAGCAACAUUUGCAUCCAUAGCCGUUAUUACAUUUGGAUUAUCGAUAUUACUGUUACUGUUUAUUCCCAAAAUCUACACAAUUUUAUUUAGGCCAGAUCUGAAUACUAAAGAAGCGAUGCUUCGAUCUAUCCAGGAAUUUACGUUUGGUGCUGAUACACGAAUUCAUACCAAACCAAAAUAA